Phialemonium atrogriseum is the source of this 1104-nucleotide messenger RNA. RefSeq lists its product as uncharacterized. The transcript has 5 exons. Bases 1 to 1104 code for a protein of 367 amino acids. NCBI's taxonomy places the organism in Eukaryota, Fungi, Ascomycota, Sordariomycetes, Cephalothecales, Cephalothecaceae. The record is from RefSeq and is a predicted model, not a curated record.
AUGGGACCGGAGUUUCAAAUUCCUCAGACCAACUUUGGGUGGCAGCUGAACUCAGUCAACUGGCCACUUGUCUUCCUGUCGGGAAUCUUCUUGUUCACUCGCAUAUAUCUAAAGGUCUCACAACGUCGAGAUCUAUGGUGGGACGACCAUUUCCUGAUUCUAUCAUGGGUCACGUUGGCCGUCCAAUCCGCGCUAUGGUCCGUCAUGAUCGAUCUCGGAUAUGGAAAGGACUUUAGGCUUAUCCCAAUCCAAAACCUCGACAAGAUGGCGCUGCUCCUCAACGUCGCCUCCACCCUCCUCAUCCUCGCCAACCUCUGGGCCAAGACCUCGUUCGCCAUCACCCUCCUCCGCUUCCCCCACCGGGGGACGAAAUACGUCGUGUGGUUCAUCAUCGUGUUCAUGACCGUGUUCCUCGGCAUGAGCGCCGUCUUCGUAUGGUUCCAGUGCUUCGUCCCCGGCCAGGAGACGAACCCCACCUCUGGGUUCCGGUGUCUCCCGGGCAAUAUGGGAACCAACUACUCAAUCUUCGCAGGGUCAUAUUCAGCAGCCAUGGACUUUACGCUGGCGGUCCUCCCCUGGAGGUUUCUCUGGACGCUCCAAAUAAAAAGAAGCGAGAAGAUCGGCGUCACGUUUGCCAUGAGCAUGGGUGUAUUUGCCGGAAUAACAGCCAUAAUAAAGACCACGCUCUUCCCCGACCUCGGGGUCAGCAUCAUGGCCGGCCUCCAAGUAAUAGCCUGGGGCGCCGUCGAGACCGCCGUCUCCAUAAUGGCGGCCUCGAUCCCGAUCCUGCGCGCCCUGGUCCGCCAGAACACGUCGAUGCCGCAGAUGGGCUACGACUCGUACGGCAUGGGCAGCGACGACGACGACCCGACCCGGACGGCGCAGGCGAGGCCGACCGCCGCCAACGCCGCGGCGCUGUCGAGGUCGAGGAGCCUGCGCGCGGCGGCGGCACCGAUAGCUGGUGGGGUUAAGGGGAGGGAGAAGGAGACGAUGGGUGGGGGUGGGGGUGGGGGUGGGAGGAAGAUGGGGGGGGAUGAUCUUGAGGGCGGGUAUGAGAUGACUAGCUUCGGUGUUGAGGCACGGCCGGUUGAUUUUACGGCUUAG